UGUGACACAAAUUGCAAACGGUUCGGGCACUGGGUCCGGUAUGCUAACUUCCACAAUAUGUGAAGCCAUAUGCAACCCGCUCACUGAAGUUUGACACAACUACUGUAAUUGCUUUUCAUCGUGAUCGGCCAGAGCCUGACACAGAUACCUGGUGGAACUAAUCCGGGCCCGCUCAGUUCAAUCUAAAGUUUCAAUCCCUUUCGAGACACCCCAAGACCUGUCCGGAAAGGGGUUCUAAUUUGAUGACACGCCUAAUUUGUUUCUGGGUCACUCUUGCGUUAUCCCAGCUUUCCCGUGAACUCGACACUAAGUCUGGACUUAGAGCUGGAAAUAUUGUAGCUGUUCUUUUCACGUGACAAAAGUAGAAAACGUGAUGUGAUCGUUGGCACUGAACAACUUUCGGUUUCAUUCUCCAUAUUUGAUGUUCUGUCUAAUGUUCUUUCCACCUGACUGCAUGCUUUUUCAGAGAAAAUAAAUUGAACUUUGGGAUUUAGAUAAAAAGGAAUUGAAGAGAUCAGGGUGGCAUUGUGCAUCUUACAAUUUGGACUGGAGUGAAAAAAGUACCCAAUCAUGGAUGGAAGCGCAGUUAAGGUCAAACGGAAUCCCUACCUCAGUGCUAAUCCACUCUCCAAGCUCUUCUUUAUGUGGAUUGGACCACUUUUCAGCCUCGCGAACAAACAGAAGAAACUCUCUCCAGAUGACCUGGAUAAUGUAUUACCAUCAGACGAAUCGCAACAUUUAGGAGACAAACUUGAAAGAGAGUGGAUGAAGGAACUGCAAAAGGAGAAGUUUGGAAAGAAGGCCAAUCUUAAUCAUGCUCUUAUCCGGACUUUUGGUUGGUCCUAUGCCUUCUUUGGCAUUUUUGCAAUCAUAGAGCAAGCAGUCCGUCUAACCCAGCCAUUCAUCCUCGGUCGUUUCAUCGACUAUUUCUCACCUCUCAUGGAAGUUCAGGAUUGGGAAGCCUACGUCUAUGCUGGUGGAGUCACGUUGUGUGCUCUCACCCUCAUGCUAGUCCAUAGCCCUUUCUUCUUCGGCCUCCAAAGGCUAGCAUUGAAGAUUCGGGUGUCCUUGUGUACCUUGAUCUACCGCAAGAUACUGCGACUGGACAACAUUUCCACGCGUCAGUCUUCGAGUGGUCAAGUCAACAAUCUCAUGACAAAUGAUGUUAAUAGAUUUGACAUGGCUAUGAUCUCCCUACAUUACCUGUGGUUGUCUCCGCUACAAGCUCUGGCAGUCUUGGGGCUACUCUGGUUGGAGAUUGGAUGGGCUUGUCUCCCUGGAUAUGCACUGCUCGUCAUUCUUCUGCCCAUUCAAGCCGGCAUGAGCAAGCUCUUCUCCACACUCAGGAGAAAGACAGCAGCUCAUACAGACAAGCGAGUUGGCGUUAUGACUGAGAUCAUUGAUGCUAUGAGAGUCAUUAAGAUGUAUGCUUGGGAAAACCCAUUCAGCGAUCUGAUACAGAAAAUCAGAAAGGCAGAGAUCCGUAAGAUCAUCCAGGCUUCCUACCCAAUGGGCAUCAAUAUGGUUCUCUCAAUCUACGGCAACCGUCUCCUGGAUGUCUGCAUGAUUGUUACCUAUGCCCUCACCGCUCCUAGGAUAUACGUCUCCACGGUGUUUGUCGUGGUGUCAUAUUGUGCUACCAUGCGAAGCUCGUUCUUCAGGUUUUUUCUGAGGGCAGUGCAGUUGCGAUCGGAGUGCCUGGUGUCCGUCAAGAGAAUUCAGAAAUUUUUGCUCUUGAAUGAGAUCUCCCCACCAUCAGUUGGACCCUCGGAUCAACAUCAUGACAACCCAGGAAUUCACGUUCAAGACUUGAUGGGUUCCUGGGAUGAUAAUUUAGACAAUCCGUCACUGAGUAACGUCAAUUUUGAGGUUUCUGAGGGUGAGCUGUUGGCUGUGGUUGGCCCAGUGGGAUCUGGCAAGUCGAGCCUUCUCAUGGCUCUCCUGAAAGAACUACCCACAGUCUCUGGCAAUGUGAAUAUAGAUGGCCGGCUGGCCUAUGCUAGCCAGGAACCCUGGAACUUCAGUGGCACCAUCCGGCAGAAUAUCACCUUUGGCAAGGAAUUUAAACAGAGGAAAUACGACCGAAUCAUAGAAGUCUGCGCUCUGACUAAGGACAUCAAAGAUUUCCCAAAUGGUGACCUGACUAUCAUUGGGGAGCGAGGUGUGACCCUCAGUGGAGGUCAGAAGGCAAGGGUCAAUUUGGCCCGAGCCUUGUACGAUGAUGCUGAUGUCUAUCUGCUUGAUGAUCCAUUGAGUGCUGUAGACAGUGAAGUGGGACGCCACAUCUUUGACAAAUGUGUCAUGGAAUACCUUGCCAACAAACCCCGGAUUCUCGUCACCCAUCAACUUCAGUUCCUAAGCACUGCUGACAAGAUCCUUGUUCUGAAAGAGGGUCACAUGGAAGCAGUUGGCCCCCUGAGCGAACUCCAUGAGAAAGGCAUCGACUUUGCCUCCCUGAUGCAACAAGAUGAUGAGGAGGAGGAAGAAAUUGAAGAAGAUGAAGAUGUUGACGGAGACGAGGAGCAUCCUGGUUUGAGGAAACGGCGGAGUACAAUACUGAGCAUCAGGUCUCAGAAGAGUGUCAAAGAUGAGAAAUCAUCCGCCACAACAGCCAAAGCCUUCAAAGAGGAGCAAAGCAAGAAAGGAGACAUCACUCUCAGUGUUUACUACAAAUUUUUUAAAUCCGGCGCCAACUUCCUCAUGAUGACACUUCUGCUUGUCGUCUUCUUGGGAACCCAGACUGUCUACAUCCUGGCAGAUCUGUGGUUGGCUUUCUGGACAGAGGAAGAAGAGAAAAAACAGGCCAUGAAUCUGACCACGAUGGAUCCAUCCAAUGUGCAAGAUGACGAUAACCCAGGUGGUAGCGACAGCCUGCUGAAUUUCAACUUAGAUUUAACCACGGCCCAGAGCGCUUACGUCUACGCUUGCUUCAUUGGACUUCUCUUCCUCCUGGCUAUCUUCCGAUCAGUGCUCUGCUUCAGCAUCAUGAUUAAGUCCUCCCGGAAUCUACACAACAGAAUGUUUAACGCCAUCAUCCGCUCCCCGAUAUCGUUCUUUGACACCAAUCCUGCAGGACGUAUCUUGAAUCGUUUCACCAAGGACAUUGGCUUAAUGGAUGACCAACUUCCCCUGACGUUCUUUGAUUUCCUCCAGCUAUCACUGCUGAUCCUAGGCGUAAUCAUCGUGACCUGUAUUGCCAACUACUACGUCUUAAUCCUGCUGGUGCCUCUUGCUAUCGUCUUUGUAAUCUUGAGGAGGUAUGCCCUUGCAGCUUCGAGGGCCAUCAAACGCCUUGAUGGUGUCACUCGCAGUCCGGUCUUCUCACACACCACGACGUCUUUCCAGGGUCUCAGCACGAUUCGAGCCUACAACAAGCAAGUGCAGUUUGUCCAAGACUUCAAUCGUUACCAGGACCAACACUCGGAGGCCUGGUUUGCCUACCUGGCAGCCAACCGCUGGUUUGGCCUGAGGCUGGACAUCAUAGUGGUCAUCUUCACGGCUGGAAUCUGCUUUGUGUCUGUCCCACUCAAAGAGACUAUUGAUGCAGGACUAAUCGCUGUUAUCCUCAGUAACACCCUCUCCCUAACCUCUGUCUUCCAAUUUGUCGUUAGGCAGAGUGCUCUGGUAGAGAACCAGAUGACAUCUGUUGAGCGGACAAUCGAGUACACGAAGCUAGAGCCAGAAGCUCCACUAACAAACAGGAAGACCGAACCACCACCAACAUGGCCGCAGUUUGGUGCCUUCACCUUCAACAGUCUAUCACUUAACUACUCAACAGAGGGCCCUAGAGUCCUGAAGAACAUCACCUGCAAUAUUAUGGCUAAAGAAAAGGUUGGAAUUGUUGGUCGGACUGGCGCAGGCAAGAGCUCCCUGAUCACAGCUCUCUUCCGAUUGGCCGAACCCAGUGGUGUCAUCAUGCUGGAUGGCAUCACAACCUCCGACCUGGGUCUGCAUGACCUCAGGAAAAAACUGUCAAUCAUUCCACAGGACCCUGUUUUGUUCACUGGUAGUCUGCGUUACAAUCUGGAUCCCUUCAACCAGUAUCCAGACAUAGACCUCUGGAAUGCUCUGGAAGAUGUUCAAUUGCGCUCAGCUGUGCAGGACUCAGUGGAGAAACUCAACAUGGAGGUGGGUGAGUCAGGCUCCAACUUCAGCGUGGGUCAGCGUCAGCUGAUCUGUCUGGCACGGGCAAUACUCCGACAGAAUAGGGUGCUGAUCAUGGAUGAGGCUACGGCAAAUGUGGACCCCAGGACUGAUGCCCUAAUUCAGAAGACAAUAAGAACUAAAUUCCAGAACUGCACCGUGCUGACCAUAGCACACAGGCUGCACACAAUCAUAGACAGUGACCGCAUGAUGGUCUUGGAUGCUGGUGAGCUGAUUGAGUUUGACCAGCCGUACGCCUUACUCCAGCGAUCAGACAGCAUGCUGAGCAAACUGGUGGAGCAAAUGGGCAAGGCGGAGUCUGCUUCUCUGAUGGAGGUGGCGUGUCAACACUUCAAGCAACGGAGAGUGACAGGGGUGAAUAACGUUUCCUUUGCCAGCCCAGAGGAACUCACAGUUGAGGGUUAUCAGCAACAGCUUCAGAGGUGGGGAAUGUCCAACCUAACGACUGCCGCCAGGACACAAUCUGUAGGCAUACAGACGGAGCCUUUUGCAUACCACACAGUCCUCCUGCCGAGAACAUCGGACGGCUUUGGUUUCUCAUUGGCCGGCAGCACAGAUAACCCCUACAUGCCUGUGUUUGUUGUCCAGGUUAUAGAGGACUCCCCAGCUAGCUUCCCUAACGCCCUCCAGGUUGGGGAUGAGAUCAUGGCCAUUAAUGGUCAUGACCGUGACAUGCUGACCUAUGCCGACAUUUGCCAAAUGGUCAAGGAGAGUAAGGAGCGUGUCCAGCUGCUGGUCAAGCGACGCAGCAAUGCCAAGGUGACCACGACGUCUUUCACCAAAGAGACGCCAAAGGAGAAGGAAAUGAGUCUAAAGGACAAGCAGGGAAGGAAGUUAUCGCCUUCCUCAAAACGAAAACCAAGCCCAACCCAGGAGAAUAUGGAACAGGCCAUCGAUGACUCCGCCUCCAGUGGAACAUCCUCCAUGGUUUUUACUAAUGAAGGAUUUGAGGAUACUCCACUCUCAGCGAUAGGGGAGUCCAUCAGUAAGACCAAUGAAGGGGCAAGCUCCUCAGAUGUUGAAGUUAGGGGAUCCAUGUCUUCCAGUUCAUCAGAUGACACAGUCGACACAAAACUGUGAGAACAUGAAACAUUUCAACUCGUUUGUAAGUGUAAUACAUGCCAGUAAAUUAUUCCAGGCAUGUUUAAUGUUUUAGUGCUUUGGCACUUUAAUCAGUCACCGUUGUCUUGCAUUGAACCAUUAAAAAACCUGGGUUCAGUGUGAGGCCAUGUCUGAAUUACUUGGCUGCUGCUUGGAAUCACACAUGAGUCUAUGGCAGCGCCUGCAGCCACUGCAUAGCAUUGCUUGUAAUUUCAAGCUGCAGCCAACAAAUUCAGACAUGGCCCGAUAAAGCUGAUUGGAAGGUAAUGCUGCUGAGAAGACUAAUAUGCUUAGCAAUAAACAGCGGGGCAACCAGUAGCAAAAGAACAUGCAAUACAUGUCGUUUUGAUUGGUAACCAAUACUUUACUGAAACAUUUUCUGUCCUUAUCCAAUUUCCGUCUUCGGCAACUCAUUCACAUUGGACCCAGAUUGAUUGCUUGUCGUUUUCCUGGGUACUAGAUCUCUCUACUGAUGAUGUCUCAGUAUGUUUACAUGUGUGCGUUUCUGUGGUGCUCAUUGGACCGUGAGCCCCUACUGACUCCAUAGGAAAGUGCACAUGUAAACUAAGUGUGUGACGUCAUCAGUAGAUAGGCCUAUUGAUACUUUUUUUUCUGUUCACUGUAUUCUCUAUCUGUUCAAUUAUUCUGUUAUAUGGAACAGUGCUUUUCCCUGUGGUAUCACUUAUGACCAAUGUAACCCUGGAUGGAUGAUGGAUGGAUGAUUUUCCAUUUUGGUGCUGUUUACACUCUUGGCACAAAGGAAAAUGACUGAGAUGUAAAUGUCACUUUUCUCUCAUGAUUACAAAAACAAAACUUGUUUUGGCUCUUGGGGGGUAGAAUCCCCCCCCCCUGGCAUUCCCUGUCCCAGAUCCAUCCUUGGUAUUACGUUUUUUUAAUCACAAAAUUUGGUGUUCGUUAUUGAAGCUAACCUAGGCAAGCAACCGUUGCAGUCAUACAUUCUAUGUUUUAUUGUUAGGCAUUGGAGCUUGUUUCCUAAUUCAGUUGGCAUUGCCUGUGUUUUAAUGGUUUCUUCCUGUCACUAAGUUGUGUCAUUUCAACUUUGACUGUCGGGUUUUUAUGUUGUAUUCACAUGCACACAACUCAUAUUGAACAGUUUAUAUAACUGAGAAUCUUAAAUUAAGUUCACUACAAAGUAUUUUUGUGAUCACUUAUGCAAGUAAUAUAAUGCAUGUUGUAACAAGUUUGCACAGCACAGGUUAUUAACCACUGGCAUUUUGUGAAGUGCAACAAAUAUGUUUUAACCAGUUUGGAAGUUAAUUUUGUUUCAAAGAUGUUAUGUUACUCAGAGUAUAGAAGUUAUCUAAACAUGUAAUUCUGGUUAAAUAAUACUUGUGGAUGACCCAUGUAUAAUGAUGUGGUUCAGUUUGGUUCAGUACUUUGAGGUUCUCAUGGAAAACAAAUAUCAUCUGGCAGAAACUUUCAAAAGGCCAACAAAUGAACUUAAGAAAAUUUCUUUUCAACCAUUUUCAAGGGGGUUAUUUUGUAAAUGGUUUCUGGCAUAAAAGUAAAAUCUCACCAGCCUUCUUUGCAUAGGAAUUAUGCUUGACCCUUAGACAUAGAGUUAUUGAUUUUGUUUGGUUUGAGACGUUAUUCAAAAGGAUUUCGAAAUCUUGUAAUUGUUAGAAAAUUUUCUUAAAUAGUACCACAUUAUUUAAAUUUAAAGGUGACAUAUUUUUAUUUAGAAAGGGCAACUCUUAAAAUUCAUUUUCUUUGAAUUUCAGUAGAUUAGAGUGAAUUGUCAGAGAUGAUACCAAUUGUGAUUACAUGUACUUGUAUAAAGGCUACAAAUUGCAUUGUAAGAAUUCUUGUUGAAAUAGGGAAUGUUCUGAGAUGAGUGAGUGCCAUGUUGUUAGAGGUACCGAUUGAGUCUACUAAAUGUGAAAUUGGUACGAGCUGGGGCCAGCUGUACAGAGCUUUCUAAGCUCAGAAAAAAGCUCCACAAUAUAUUCGCUUAGCAGAAACAGAUUAUCAGCAGAAAGCAUACUGCCUGUAUUUGGUACUCAGCAUUAUUUUUAGCUGAGCAAGAUUUUUUUCUCAGCAACUCUUAGUUCUUUACUUUCUUUGCUCAGCAAACUUGCAGAGCCGGAUCUUCCGUGUUGCAAUUCCAUUACCCUGGGUCCUCUUGGUGCUCCGUAGGGAGAGAUCCCAGCAUUCCAAGGGUUUCCGGUUCACAAAUAACUGACACAAAGUUGAGAGUCAUUCUGUUUUAGGUAAAACUGUGCUUUAAUGUGCUCAGAAUAUUUGGCACAUGUUGCAAUAUAACUUCCACCGAUACUGUGUGGUUGAUUUACGACAGGGUUUUAUAUACAAUCCUUGAAAGAUAGGAGUAAAUGAGGUUGUUAAAUUGUUGUGAUAUGCAAGAAAGAUUGAAAUAACUCGGUACCACUAAUAUCAGUAUUACAAUUAUUGAAGUAGUCUA
This is a messenger RNA of Acanthaster planci (crown-of-thorns starfish), 7705 nucleotides long. RefSeq names its product ATP-binding cassette sub-family C member 4-like. Gene Ontology annotation, cellular component: plasma membrane. Gene Ontology annotation, molecular function: ABC-type transporter activity; ATP binding; protein binding. Gene Ontology annotation, biological process: transmembrane transport. NCBI's taxonomy places the organism in Eukaryota, Metazoa, Echinodermata, Asteroidea, Valvatida, Acanthasteridae. The record is from RefSeq and is a predicted model, not a curated record.